AUGGAUAAUAGUGAUGCCUUGCUAGAUAAUGCUAUAGAAGCAGCCAAGAAAGCUGUGCAAUUUGACCAAGAAGGUGAGCAAAGAAUUGCUUCAUACUAUUAUGAAGCAGCAGCACGUUUUUUGGGACAACUUGUGGUUUCAAUAGCCUCAGAUGAUCCUGAAAAAGCACAAUCACUGCAAGAAAAAUCUAAUCAGUAUAAAUCAAGGGCAAAUGAAUUAAGAAAUAAUGUACCUCAGGAACAUAAAACAAUAGAUGAAGAUGGGAGUAAGUCUAGGUUAAAAGAAUGUUACUUUUUAUUAAACCAAGCCAUAGAUGAAGAUGAAGGGGGAGAUAAAGAAGAUGCAGUGGAGUUAUAUGCCAAAGCUAUUGAAUAUAUUACCCAGUAUCCUGAUUUAAUGCAGGGAGAAUUAAAAGCUCUUAUUAUGCAGGCUUUGGAAAGAGCUGAAGAAUUAAAAGGAAUAAAAAGAGAAUCUCCAACUACUUCAAGUACAGAACCAUCCCCUACUAAUAGUAAACCAUUUAAUCCUGUUCAGCAAAGGCCAGUUAUUACUCCCAAACCUCAACCAAGAGCUGUUAGGCCAGUGACAGCGUCUGAUGGUAGUGGAUAUACAGAAGAAGAAAAAAGGGUACUCUUGCAUACCUCAAAUAUUAAUGGAAGGAAUUAUGUUCCUUUUAUGAACAUAGAUUUGUCAGAAAGGUUUCAAUAUUCAAUACCUUUCUCAGAUAAAGAUGGCCAUUUACAGUUGUCUCCCAAGCAAAGAAGAGAUUUUUACAAAUUUGUAAGGCCAGAGGAAAUAUGCUCAGACCCUUGCAUUGUCUAUGGGUCAGCUCCGAACUAUUUAAGUAUAAAACAAACUGUGAUAUCUGAUUGUUCGUUUGUGGCCAGUUUGGCAGUUAGUGCUUCAUAUGAAAAAAGGUUUGGUCGAAAACUAGUUACAGCUAUUAUCUACCCCCAAACGAAGGAUAAUAAACCGAUAUAUAAUCCAUUUGGAAAGUAUAUGAUCAAAUUACAUAUCAAUGGAAUCCCAAGGAAGGUGAUAAUAGAUGACAGUUUACCUAUAGAUAGAUAUGGCAGGUUGUUAUGUUCAUAUUCAGCAAAUAAAAAUGAAUUUUGGAUAUCACUUUUAGAGAAAGCUUAUAUGAAAGUUAUGGGAGGAUAUGAUUUUCCAGGAAGCAACAGUAACAUUGACCUUCAUGCUUUAACUGGCUGGAUCCCAGAGAGAGCUGCAAUAAAGAACUGUCCAGACUUUAAUAAGGAUGCAGUGUUUCAGAAAAUCGAAACACGCAUGGCAAAAGGGGAUGUUUUGGUGUCUGUUGCUACAGGAGAACUUUCCGAUGCGCAAGCUGAAAGAACUGGGCUUGUUGCUACUCAUGCUUAUGCUGUAAUGGAUGUGCAGACCGUUAAUGGGGUGCGAUUAUUUAAGCUUAAAAAUCCCUGGUCCCAUCUUAGAUGGCGAGGAAACUACUCCGAACUGGAUACUAGACGUUGGACACCCGAGUUACAGAGGAUACUCAAUUUUGAUCCAAACAGUGCAGCUCAGUUCGACAAUGGUGUAUUUUGGAUAGAUUAUGACAGUCUUUGCAAUUUCUUCGAUGUAUUCUAUAUGAACUGGAACCCAGAACUGUUCAAGCAUACAUACUGUAUUCAUCAAUCUUGGAAUGCAGGAACUGGUCCAGUUAAAGAUCUUUACACCAUCUCCGCAAAUCCGCAGUUUUCGUUGGACGUACAAGGAGACUCGUCAGGCGCUGUAUGGCUUCUCCUUUCCAGACAUAUUACAGAUAUCGAAGAUUUUAGGGACAACAAGGAGUACAUUACGCUCUUCGUUUACCAAGGAGGAAGAAAAAUUUACUAUCCCUUUGAUCCUCCACCUUACAUUGAUGGAGUUAAAAUCAACAGUCCGCACUAUCUUUGCAAAAUAUUGUUGAGUCCUGGGUCUAGUAGGAAGUUUACAGUUGUUGUUUCCCAAUAUGAGAAGUCUACAACCAUUUACUAUACGUUAAGAGCUUAUGCCACUUUACCAUUUACGUUGACGAAAAUAGUUGAUCCGUACAAAUACGAAGAUCAAAUGACUGGUGAAUGGCGAGGAAUCACCGCAGGAGGCUGUCCAAAUCAUCAAGCGUCUUACCCAAAUAAUCCACGAUUUAUAUUAGACCUUGAUUCAAUUUCAGAUAACAACCAUAUUUUAAUAGAAUUAAAAGGACCUAAACAAUACCAAUUGGGAUUUGAAGUAAUGAUACAGCAGGUUAAAAAUGAAUCUACUACUGCACCGUUUAGAGCAAAAUCUUCUGGAUCAUACAGGUCUGGAUACGUCGUUAUGGAUUUACCAGGUAUUCCAGCUGGUACACUGCGUAUAACUCCAUCAACAUUUUAUCCAAAUCAAGAAGGCCCCUUCAUCAUAAACGUGAAAUCAUCUGCACCGUUUAAACUUCUUAAAGCUUAA
Diabrotica balteata is the source of this 2442-nucleotide messenger RNA. The record is from the annotation of a GenBank genome assembly. Lineage: Eukaryota; Metazoa; Arthropoda; Insecta; Coleoptera; Chrysomelidae.